Ceratosolen solmsi marchali is the source of this 738-nucleotide messenger RNA. RefSeq names its product putative oxidoreductase GLYR1 homolog. Gene Ontology annotation, molecular function: NADP binding; nucleosome binding; DNA binding. The transcript is spliced from 7 exons. NCBI's taxonomy places the organism in Eukaryota, Metazoa, Arthropoda, Insecta, Hymenoptera, Agaonidae. Bases 1 to 738 code for a protein of 245 amino acids. The record is from RefSeq and is a predicted model, not a curated record. Gene Ontology annotation, cellular component: chromatin. Gene Ontology annotation, biological process: transcription elongation-coupled chromatin remodeling.
AUGAGUAAUAGCUUGGUAUCUAAUCCAACGAAGGAUAUGAAAAAACCAGCCAAUCCAAAGAAGGGUCCAAUUCAUUGUAUAUUUUUCUUUGGAACAAAUAACUAUGGUUGGAUUGAUGAAGCGAAUAUAAAACAUUAUCAGGAGCAUAAAGAGACUUGUAUAAAGCUAUGCAAAAAUUCAGGAUUUAAAGAAGCCUGUGAAGCUAUUGAAGAAUUUAUUGCAAAAGGAGAAAUUUUUGAAGAUGGAUUAGAUCCAGAUUCUCUAUUUGACAAACUCAAAGAAGAUAGUAUUUCCACAAUUGAAAAGAAGACUCCAAAGAUAAAACCAAAAAAAUUAAAAACAUACAUCACUUUGCAGGAAACUCCGAAAAUAAAGAGAGAUAGUAGUGGUGGUAGUAGCGAACGACGUCCAGCUAAAAAGCAAAGAACAGACUCAAAUGCAAGUAGUAACAAUCGCCUUGGCAGUUUAAGUCCAGCUUUAAAUCAUUCUACACCAUUAAGAAAAAGUGGUUCUCUUUUAGAUAGACCUGCAAAUAUCGCUAGACCAGUUACUCCACCAUUGGAUGUGGAAACGCUUUCUCAGACUCUAAAAAAUAAAAAUAUUCAUGCUUCAAGCUUAAAAUUUGGGUUCCUUGGCCUUGGUAUUAUGGGCAGUGGAAUUGUAAAGAAUUUACUCAACAGUGGACAUAAAGUUAUUGUUUGGAAUAGGACACAGGAAAAGAACGAAUGUUACUUUUAG